UGUGCUUGACUCUUUCGGCCUUAUUGAAUGUGUGGGCCAUAACAGAUAUAGCCAAGAUAUUGGUUAUGGGUGCAUAUAGUCCACACAUCUGUAUUUAUGUAGCUUCAAAUUCGAGCUCAAGUUCCCUUAUAACCAUGCUCGCUUGGGUGAACCGGUUUCGAGUUUUGUCGCACCGCAAAAACCUCUUGUAUUCUGAUUAGUUCCCACACAUAUCAACAGGUAGCUGCAGCUCGAGCCGCUUGUGUGUGAGUGAACUUGCCACCGCGGACACAUCGGAAGUUGCUGCCCAGCUAGCCAGCCGCCGCCAAAUGCUGAAAUUCCGAAAUACAGAAUCUCUGAACUUCCCCAGAAGUUCAAACGCACACACACACAAAUAGAACUCACAAUGUAGCGCAACAAGCUCCUCCGUCCCCCACACGCCCCGCUGUCUUGACCGCGCUCUCGAAAACCUGCUGCCGCUGCACAGAAAUCAAAAGUGAACUCACUGCACGCGGCCCUUUCCCAUCCCCUCCCGCUCAACUCGUCGGAGAGCCCCUCGUUGGGCGCCAAAUAAAAACGAACGGCAGUUCGUUGCCUUCGUUCUUGCUUCGCGUGCUUCGUAUCUUGAUUUGUGCCCGGUUCUAGUUGGCUAAGCCAUUCGGCUGACACUCGGUCCGUCGCCUCGGCGCUCGUCGGCUCUCUCUUCGGGUGGGGCUGCGGCGCUCGGCCCACUCCCACUCCACUCGGCCCCACUCGCAGUCAGUCGGCAGGCAGAGCAAGAGCAGCCCGCAGCUUUUUCGUGGGGAGAUCGCAGUUCUUCGCUUGCCAAUCGAUGUCGUUCCGGAAAUCGUAGUUCUUAGGCUUUGUUUGAUUCGGUUACACGGCAAUUGGCGGUAAUUAGGAGCAGUGGCCAUCACAUUAAUUAUUGAUAGUACGCGCGGCAGACAAGUUGGCCCCGCGAUAAGCAAAUCGCCAGUUUGCCGAGUGAGAGGCAGAGUGGAAUGCAUUUGAUUAGAUUGCGAUGUGUUUGUUCGGCCGUCAUUGUUGUCAAUAAACAAAAGCUGGCUUGCAGUCACAGCGACUAGGAGGUUAACCUGACUUACCCGUUUCGGUUUUGAAUUCGGUUUAAUUGCGGCUUUCUCGAGCGAGCCGCGCGAUUUUGGCAGUCUUGCAGAAUGAAUUUCGUUGUGCACCGGAAACAACCGAGAACGAAAUAACAAUCGGCCAUUCACAAAGCCAUAAAGCACCACCCUGAAAUCGUCUGAAAUAUCAAUCGUAUUGAAAAAUGUGUGUCAUAAGUGCAGAAGUGAAGUGCAGCUUAAUGCGAAAAGUCACGAAAGUGCAAUUGAUUUAAAUGAAUUUUUGUUUAAUUUGUAUAAAUAUUUUCACUACUCGUAACUCGAGAGCCCGACCCACAAAAGUCGGAAAAGUGCAAGUUCAUGGGGAAAUUUAAAUACCAAUUUGUGCAAACUGAUGGGCAAAAUCGGAAUGGUGAUACCAUUUAAAGGCAAUGCGGCUUUCAAUUGCUGACGAAGAACUUUCAGAUUAAUGCAAUUAAAAUUGGCUUUCUGUCGACUAACAAUAAACCGUUGAGAAUAGCAAAUGUGUGCCAAAGCAGAUCCAGACUUCUGGCAUCAGUUAAGACCAAUUAACAGCAUCGUUGCGACACUAAAUCAAGGAAAAUAGUUCCAAGGCGUGCAGCAAACAUAAGGAGGAAAAUGUCAGCCACUCAGCCGAAGGAUACGGCAUUGAAGACUACGGAGUCGCCGGCUGAAGCAGCAGCCCCUCUGGCCCCACUCACUGCCAAAACAGCAGUAGCAACGCGGAAAACUUUAACCUCCAGCGCGGCUUUGUCAUUGUUUGAUCAGCUGAAAAACAGCGUCAAUGUAAACAGUUUGACAAUUGGCGCCGGCGUCAGCAACAACAGUAGCCCAGAAGCCACUCCAUCUAAAACAGCGCCAGCCAGUGCACCCGCCGCCACAACCACACCAUCCACACCACCCACAUCCAAAACCCCCUCUCCGUCCUCCAAUAUCGAACUGAAGCCACCGGCCAAGCCCGCGCGACCCUUCACCUCGCCCAGCACCAUUGGAAUCGUGCAGGGCACCAAACGGGGGCCGGGCGGAGUGGGAGUCGGGCUCGGAGCCCAAGCAGCCAAAUUGGAUAUAAACGCAUUGCGAUCUCAGCUCUAUCAGGGCGCCAGGAAGACUGCAACAACAACUCGAGUAGGAGUCGGCCAAGCCACAACCGUGACAGCAGCCCCCAGAACAACUGGAGGAGAACGCGGGACAAAGGGGUCGAAGAAGCGCUGUCUGGAUCGGUACGACUCGUCGGAGUCAUCAGACAGGUGA
Molecule: messenger RNA, 2330 nt
Organism: Drosophila erecta
Lineage: Eukaryota; Metazoa; Arthropoda; Insecta; Diptera; Drosophilidae
Product: endochitinase A1-like
Exons: 1
Coding region: 1698-2330 (210 amino acids)
Source: RefSeq, a predicted model, not a curated record